AUGGACACCAAGACACAGAACCUUCUCAUCACCCAACCCCAGCCCCAUAGCAACUCUCACUCCCAAAGCCACGCCUGCAGCCAGUGCAACUGUCCCCACCACCGCCAAGGAGGCAACAGUUGGAGCCGGAGCUCCAGCAAGAGACGGACCAGCCACAGCCCGGGCCAACAAAGCCACAGUCCACACCCUGGCCUGUCCCCAAGGCACCCCAAAAAGACCAUGCAUUCCCACCACGCAACUGCGAGGUUCUCCGUUCCUGGCUGCAGCUACUCCAGGAACAGGAAGUCCGCAGGAGGGAAGGUGAAAAAGAGGAAGGUGAAGAGGAACAGGCAGGCAUACAAAACCAAGAGGCGGAGCUCAGGCCUUCAUGCAGACGUGUAUCAGGCCUACUUCGUGGGCCCCGCCCUCAGCCCAACAUGCAGGAUCACACAGGAACAUACCAAUGACAGCUGUGAGGAGCGUCUUACAAACGUUCUCCCUAGCCGCCCGCUGCCGCGAAAAAAGAAACCGAAAGUGGUGCGGAAGGGCGGGGGUCUCUAA
Molecule: messenger RNA, 540 nt
Organism: Chrysochloris asiatica (Cape golden mole)
Lineage: Eukaryota; Metazoa; Chordata; Mammalia; Afrosoricida; Chrysochloridae
Gene: TNP2
Product: transition protein 2 (during histone to protamine replacement)
Exons: 3
Coding region: 1-540 (179 amino acids)
Biological process (GO): acrosome reaction; spermatogenesis; penetration of zona pellucida
Cellular component (GO): nucleosome; nucleus
Molecular function (GO): zinc ion binding; DNA binding
Source: RefSeq, a predicted model, not a curated record